Schistosoma mattheei is the source of this 621-nucleotide messenger RNA. NCBI's taxonomy places the organism in Eukaryota, Metazoa, Platyhelminthes, Trematoda, Strigeidida, Schistosomatidae. The record is from the annotation of a GenBank genome assembly.
GUUUGUUCCCCGUUGAGGAGGGAAUGCAGCGUGAUGACUGCAAAAAGUGGUACCAAAAAAUGUGUACAUGCCUAAGUCCGAUGGCAUACAAAAGAUGCUCGAAGCCUAACUCGCAUUGGCUUUGUAUGUUCUGCUGUACGGAUAAAAAGGUACUAAUUCAGGAGGCUAUGGGUCUAUUGGCUUUGGCCUACAAGAAAAACGAUGACACAUGCGCCGACAACACCGGCACUGACAGUGACGGUUGUGUCAGUGUAGUACCUGCUGUUACGCGACGCCUCAAACAACCGACUCUGACCGACACAAAAGUGAGAUCGCCGUUAACAUUAACAAGGGGAGUAAUACCACCUGGUACUGACAUUGAUAACAAUGCACCUUUAGUGGGAACCGACGAACUGGAUAAAACCAUCACCGUUCCAAAUAGUUCCAAUGUCCUGAGGGAUGAAAAAUAGACUACGGUACGUAGGAAACGAAACGAAAGGAAAAAAGCUGUAGGCAGUACACAGGUAGUUAGUAACUCACUGAUGGACUCUCAUUGUGAGUCACAUACUGCACUACCAAAAUCUGAUGGUAAAAGUGACAGAAGAAAAAUCAAAUAACAGCUAAAACUAAUGACUGUUUACU